This is a messenger RNA of Vespa velutina, 1608 nucleotides long. RefSeq names its product ribosome biogenesis protein NSA2 homolog (gene Ip259). NCBI's taxonomy places the organism in Eukaryota, Metazoa, Arthropoda, Insecta, Hymenoptera, Vespidae. The record is from RefSeq and is a predicted model, not a curated record. The coding region runs from base 439 to 1218 and encodes 259 amino acids. Gene Ontology annotation, cellular component: preribosome, large subunit precursor; nucleolus. The transcript has 2 exons. Gene Ontology annotation, biological process: maturation of LSU-rRNA; maturation of 5.8S rRNA.
UAAUAUAUUCGAUCGAUUGGUAUCUCGAUCGUUUCUUCUCUUGUCACCGUAAACAAUUAUUUUAAACACAGGUAUUUCGAUUAAUGUCAAAGUACCGUUUUACUUGUAACUUCUCCAUUGGCACAUGGCGUGCGCGCGCGUAUAUGAUGUUGGCACGAUGUGGCACAAAAUUAAGUUUUCCGUCAAAUUGCAAUACCGAUGCUUACGUUAAUUAAUACGCGUCGCAUAUUUUCCCAUCAAGGAAAUACCGGAUAUAUAACAUAUAUAACAGUAAUAAAUAAACAUCUUAAGUCUAAGUGUAUUCAUUCUAUUGACUUAAUUAAUUUUUUUGAAUCCUAAAUUUGAGUGAUAAAUGAUUAUAAAAUAUUUUAGUUUACAGUGAGAUUGUUCGUCAAGUUGAGUGUAAAUUAGUUUGUAAGAAAUUUAAAACGAUCGAAAAUGCCACAGAACGAAUAUAUCGACAAACACCGAAAGUUAUAUGGACGACGUUUGGAUUAUGAAGAGAGAAAAAGAAAACGAGAAGCACGGGAGCCUCAUAAACGGGCAGAACGUGCGCGUACAUUGCGUGGUAUUAAGGCUAAGAUCUUCAAUAAAGAGCGUCGCAAUGAAAAAAUUCAAAUGAAGAAAAAGAUCAAGGCUCAUGAAGAGAAAAGAGUAAAGCAAACAUCAGAGAGUCCUUCAGACGGAGCCGUACCGGUAUAUCUUCUUGACAGGGAUGUCACUAAAAGAGCUAAAGUAUUGUCUAAUAUGAUUAAGCAAAAACGAAAGGAAAAGGUUGGAAAGUGGGAUGUACCGAUACCCAAAGUUAAAGCUCAAUCAGAAUCUGAAGUUUUCAAGGUGAUGAGAAGUGGAAAGUCCAAACGAAAAUCUUGGAAAAGAAUGGUUACUAAAGUUACAUUUGUUGGUGAAAACUUUACAAGGAAGCCACCCAAGUUUGAAAGAUUUAUUAGACCGAUGGCGUUACGCUUUAAAAAAGCACACGUUACGCAUCCAGAAUUAAAGGCAACUUUUUAUCUACCAAUCAUAGACGUUAAAAAAAACCCAAGCUCUCCUAUGUAUACAAAUUUAGGUGUAAUAACUAAAGGUACUAUUAUUGAAGUAAAUAUCUCGGAAUUAGGUCUUGUAACCCAAUCUGGUAAAGUUGUAUGGGGCAAAUACGCACAAGUCACAAAUAAUCCAGAAAACGAUGGUUGUAUCAAUGCCAUAUUACUCGUUUAAUCCAAUUUAUAAUCCAAUGUGUAAUUUGCUGUUGUUACUUAAAUUAAUUUAUCUUCCUCCAUUGUAUCUUUUCCUUAUGUAAAAGAAUGAUUGUAAUAAAGAUAUCUUGUAAAAUAUCUGUCUGUCUAUAUGACUCUCUUCUACACGAUAUUCCUUUCACUAAUAUACGUAAGACUUGGAAUUAUUUUAUGAAAUAUAUUCAAACAAUAACUUUUGUAUGUUUAUUUUCUGAUCAUUUACUGAUCUCUUUUUUUCCUUAUGUGGUACAUGAUAAAAAAUUAAUUUCAAUUGGUAUUGUUGCAGUUAUAGGAAGAUAUCAUCAUGCAGAUCUUUGUAAAAACGCUUACAGGGAAGACCAUCACCCUUGAGGUAGAAGGUUCUGAUACCAUU